Messenger RNA from Gracilinanus agilis (Agile Gracile Mouse Opossum), 762 nucleotides. Its product is annotated as olfactory receptor 1N2-like. Bases 1 to 762 code for a protein of 253 amino acids. Gene Ontology annotation, molecular function: G protein-coupled receptor activity; olfactory receptor activity. Gene Ontology annotation, biological process: G protein-coupled receptor signaling pathway. Gene Ontology annotation, cellular component: membrane. NCBI's taxonomy places the organism in Eukaryota, Metazoa, Chordata, Mammalia, Didelphimorphia, Didelphidae. The record is from RefSeq and is a predicted model, not a curated record. The transcript has a single exon.
AUGUUUGUACUCCUGGUCAACCUGUCCCUGGCAGAUCUGUGCUUCACCUCCACUACAGUGCCCAGGCUCCUCCAUGCCUUGCUCACAGGGGAUCAGACCAUUACCCAUUCAGCCUGCCUCUCCCAAGUCUUCUUUUUCCUGAUGGCAGGCAACGUGGACAGCUAUGUAUUAGCUGCCAUGGCAUGGGACCGCUAUGUAGCCAUAUGCAGACCAUUGCACUAUGCUAAUGUGGUGACCCUGCCUCGAUGUAUGGUGCUUCUGGGAGCUAUGUGGGUGGGCACAGCCCUCCAUUCUUUGCUCCACACAGUCCUCAUUGCUCGCCUCACCUUCUGCAGUCAUCGUGCUCUCCCAUAUUUCUACUGUGAUGUCCAUCCUUUACUACAUCUUGCCUGCUCUGACACCUCUCUCAACUACCUGGUAGCUGUAUUUGAGGGUGGCCUUGUCAUCAUCAUGCCUGCUGUUUGCAUUAUGGUCUCUUAUGGCUUUAUUGUAGCUGCUGUGUGUAAGAUUCGAGCCCCUGGAGGUUUCCAGAAGGCAUUUUCCACGUGUGGAUCCCAUCUAACUGUAGUUUUGCUUUUCUAUGGAACUGUACUGGGUGUCUACCUGCAGCCCCCAAGCCAAGGUGAGGGCCAAAAGGAAGGCCGAAAUCUUGUAACAACAGUUAUGUUUUCUGUGGUGGCUCCAACCCUAAACCCCUACAUCUAUAGUCUGCAGAACAGAGAAAUCAAAGCAGCCCUGGUAAAAGUGUUUAUGGGGAAUUAG